AUGAAAGUUAACGCCUUACUUAUAUUGGCAUUUGCUUUGGAGGUUUCAGCGUUCCAGUGGCCCUGGGAAAAUGAUUCAUCCUCGUCAACAUCACUUAGUGCUUCAAGUACAACUACAGGAGGAUUCAAGUGGCCCUGGGAACAAGACUCUUCCUCGACAUCUUUAUCUUCUUCAUCCAUCCCUUCUUCCUCUUCUCUGCUGAGCACAUCUGACUCCGGUCUUAACUUUCAUUGGCCAUGGGAAGACAAAUCUACCACCACCUCACUACAAAGUGCGACAACAUCUGGAUCUCCGGAUUCAGUCACUUCGGAGCUUGAUGACGGUCAGGCGUACGCUCCAAAAGCAACAGAAUGUCCCGACGGUGAUGUUGUUCGCGAGGCCAAGGAGCUUCAUGAGAAGGAGAAGGAAUAUAUUCAAAAGAGACAAGAGAUCACCAACGAGAAAUUGGCCAAGUUUCUCAAAGAUGUGGCCCAGCUCUCCGACUUCGAUGCCCAAAGUUUCAUCGACGACAAUAAGGAAACCCAUAACAUUACCAUUGGUUUAGCUUACAGUGGUGGUGGAUUCCGAGCCAUGCUCAAUGGGGCUGGCCAGAUGCUUGCAUUGGAUGAUAGAUAUGAUGGGCUGUCACUGAAAGGACUUGGAGGUUUGUUGCAGAGCGCUUCUUAUCUUUCGGGGCUCUCAGGAGGCAGUUGGUUGGUAGGGUCUUUGGUUUUGAACGACUGGAUCACUGUUUCCGAGGCAAUUCUGGGCAAGAGUGGGAUCUGGGAGUUGGAUAAUCUGAUUUUCAGCAAUCCCGUUGGAAACAACAUCACUGAUCUUGUCAAGUAUUUCUACAGUGUUGGAGAGUCUGUAGACACCAAAGAAGAUUCUGGCUUUGAAACCUCCAUCACCGAUGUUUGGGGAAGAGCACUUUCAUGGCUGUUUUUUAAUGAUGAAUCCACCUACCAAAGAGGAGAGAAUGUCACAUGGUCCAGUAUCAGAGAGUUGUCCAACUUUGUCAACCAUUCCAUGCCAUACCCCAUUGUGGUCGCAGGCAGCCGUAAUCCUGGUACAAUCAUUGUGAAUGAAAACUCUACUGUCUUUGAAAUAACUCCCUAUGAACUCGGAUCCUGGGAUCCUAGUCUCAGAAGUUUUGUUGAUUUGAACUACAUGGGUACCAGUCUUGAUGGAGGCAAACCCAAUGCCAGCCAGUGUGUAACUAAUUUCGACAAUGCUGGGUUCAUUCUCGGCACGCUGUCUUCUCUAUUCAACCAGGUGUUUGUCAAGUUGGAAACUAAUUCAGAGAUCAACUUUGCGAUUAAGCGAGUACUCAACCUUGCCUUAUCCAAGUACUCUGAUGAAGACGAGGAUAUUGCUACCUACGAACCUAACCCGUUUUACAAUGUGGAGUAUGGUGAUGAUAAAAAUCUCAAAGGGGAUGGUGCCUUGCACUUGGUAGAUGGAGGAGAAGACUCACAGAAUAUUCCAUUAUACCCAUUGAUCCAAACAAAGCGUGGAAUGGAUGUAAUUUUCGCUUACGACAACUCAGCAGAUCUCGACAGCAACUUACCUAAUGGAACAUCCUUGGUAUACACUUUCCAAAGACAAUUCUCAGAGCAGGGCCGUGGAACACCAUUCCCAUAUGUUCCUCCUGUUAGCGAGUUUCUUCACGAGGGUCUCACCGAUGGGCCCGUAUUCUUUGGCUGCGAUGCUUCCAACCUAACUGACUUGGUCAAGUACCACAAUUCGGACUUGAACGAAACUGACGUUCCUUUGAUCAUAUACAUGCCCAACCAGGUGUAUCUGUAUGAAGGCAACCAGUCGACGUACAAGAUGAGUUAUGAUGAAAAAGAGAUCCAUGGCAUCAUUGAGAAUGGAUUUGCAGUGUCCUCACGUGGAAACUACUCUGACGACAGUCAAUGGCCUACAUGUGUUGGAUGUGCUAUCAUCAGAAGACAGCAGGAGAGACUUGGGCAGGAGCAGUCUGACGAAUGCAAGAAGUGUUUCCAGAACUAUUGUUGGACUGGAGGCAUUGAGGAUACGCCUCAGGAAUCGUUUGGUCCCUACAACACGGAUGGACUCACAGCUCUGAUGAGCAGCUACUCAUCCAGUCAAGCAAGCAGAUCAAAGUCGAGCUCAGUUUCAGGCUCUAAAUCACUGUCAGGUUCAGCUUCUCGGUCAUUGUCAGAGUCUGACUCAACUUCUAGACUGUCAGCUGAAACUUCCCCCACAUCCACUUCAGAGUCCACCAAUGGAUCUAAUGCUAACACUGUGGCAGCAGAGUCUACUCAAUUUAGCCCAACUUCACUUUUCACAUCAUCCACUGGAGUCAUUGAAUCAAGAAGUUUAUCUGCUACUACAACAUACUCUGCUAAUGGGCUAGGCACUAAAACCACCUGGAGUGGACUUCUUUUGUUGUUGAGUGUGAUUUCACUCUUUUAA
Molecule: messenger RNA, 2421 nt
Organism: Sungouiella intermedia
Lineage: Eukaryota; Fungi; Ascomycota; Pichiomycetes; Serinales; Metschnikowiaceae
Source: the annotation of a GenBank genome assembly